Messenger RNA from Penicillium soppii, 342 nucleotides. RefSeq lists its product as uncharacterized. The record is from RefSeq and is a predicted model, not a curated record. The transcript has a single exon. Bases 1 to 342 code for a protein of 113 amino acids. Lineage: Eukaryota; Fungi; Ascomycota; Eurotiomycetes; Eurotiales; Aspergillaceae.
AUGAAGACUACCAAUCUCGCAACCUUGUGUGCAUUGUUUGCGGCGGCUACACUGGCCCUGCCAGCCGGAGAUCUUGAAGCCCGAGUUCUACAACCCCAAGUUUAUGGCCGGACCUGCUACUGCGGCGAUAAUUGUAACACGGUCAGCUGGCUAUACGCUUGGGAAUGGGCUGACGGGUCAUGCUUCAACUUUUAUACGGGCAUGGCGGCCGCGUGGAUUGAUGCCGGAUCAGCGUGCACCUUCUACAAUGCGCCUAAUUGUCAGGGCUCCUACAUGGGUUCCUCGAGCAAGUGUACCAAUUCAGAUGUUGGCUGGCUUUGGUCUGCAACGUGCCAUCGGUGA